Messenger RNA from Penicilliopsis zonata CBS 506.65, 996 nucleotides. RefSeq lists its product as hypothetical. The coding region runs from base 7 to 996 and encodes 329 amino acids. The record is from RefSeq and is a predicted model, not a curated record. The transcript is spliced from 2 exons. Lineage: Eukaryota; Fungi; Ascomycota; Eurotiomycetes; Eurotiales; Aspergillaceae.
GACGCAAUGACCACAAAAUUACACCAAGAGCAGCCCGGGACAAGCGGCAGUCGACUGCGGCCGGUAGUUGUGGACCCUGACUCACUCGAGAGCGUGGGGUUUGUGUCCAAAGGCGACAAAAAGUUAACAGAGCUUGGAGCUCAGCAAGAGUACUACAAAAAAAUCGUGGAGCGGUAUUUGCAGUUCUGUGCAGAUCACACGGAUGACUUGAAUACGGCGUUUGCGUCUCUACCCACGAGCGCCUCGGCCGAUGCCACACAGAACCCCCCCGCGUCCGCACCGAGUGUAGGACCACGACUAGCAAAAGAUGGCCAGCGACGCGUCCAGCCUCCUUCGAACGAGCUCUCUACCCUCCUUAUGUCGCUUCGGAAGCUCCGCGAAGCCAUCCUAGCCACCUCUUCCACCACAUCGGUGUCAUUUUCGCAACAAGUGCACGUCUUCUCGGUUCGGCUGGCCAUUCGCGCGCAACACCCCCCAUCAUACUUCCCAUCCCUCCGAUAUCUCAUCGAUCGGCUGCAUUCCCCUUCUCAUCCACUGUCGGACUCGGACUUGAAGGCCGUCAUCUCAUACCUCAUCCUGGACUAUGCGUGCCGGCAGAACGACAUGGUGGCUGCAUUCGAACUCCGAGCGAGGAUGCAUAGCAAAUACGCAUUCAAGUCAAGGACUGUUGACGAUGUGCUCGCGUCUUUGAUGCACGACAACUGGGUCGUUUUCUGGCAGGUCCGGAAAGGCGUGGAUGCAUAUAUGCGGGCUAUCAUGACCUGGGCUGCAGAGCGAGUCAGGAAACAUGCCAUCAAAGCGGUCGGCCGCGCAUACCUUACCGCCGACGUGAAGUGGGUCGUAGAGAGCUGCACUGGGGAUUCCCUGGGCUGGACCUGGGAGCAACUGGCGGAGACAGAGAACCUUCAAUGGGAUAAAGAAGGUGAGAAGAUAGUCAUUCGACGAAUGAAACCCAAGCCCGACAAGAAGCUUGAGCCAAUAAAAGAGAUUCCAUAG